Messenger RNA from Drosophila ficusphila, 779 nucleotides. RefSeq names its product vesicle transport protein SFT2B. The transcript is spliced from 4 exons. Gene Ontology annotation, biological process: vesicle-mediated transport. Gene Ontology annotation, cellular component: membrane. The record is from RefSeq and is a predicted model, not a curated record. Bases 158 to 649 code for a protein of 163 amino acids. NCBI's taxonomy places the organism in Eukaryota, Metazoa, Arthropoda, Insecta, Diptera, Drosophilidae.
GGUUCGAGCUACAGUCACACUGGCUCCGAUCUUGGUUUUGCUAUAUUAUAAUUAUUCCUAAGAAUAAAAACAGAACUCUUUGUUGACCGAUCUUUAGAGCGGAGCGGGGAAUCUUACGUCUGCCACCUGUUGAGCAUACUUCUUCAAACACAUCAUCAUGGACAAAUUACGCCGUGUUCUAAGUGGAGAUGAGCCCACUCCGGAAGAGGAGAGCAGUAUCAUUACACAGAUUAACGAGAUGUCAACUUUAAGUUGGUCUACACGCAUCAAGGGAUUCUGCAUCUGUUUUGUAUUGGGAAUUUUACUUUCCCUCUUUGGCUCGAUUGCCCUAUUUUUGCACAAGGGAAUUGUGGUCUUUGCGGUCUUCUACACCCUCGGAAAUAUCAUCUCGAUGGCGAGUACUUGCUUUUUGAUGGGGCCCUUUAAGCAGAUCAAGAAAAUGUUUGCCGAAACCAGGCUGAUAGCUACAAUUAUAGUGCUCGUGAUGAUGGUCCUGACUUUCAUAGCAGCUAUUGUGUGGAAAAAGGCUGGACUUACGCUUAUAUUUAUUAUCAUACAAUCUCUGGCGAUGACCUGGUACUCGCUCUCAUACAUCCCAUAUGCCCGCGAUGCCGUCAAGAAGACAGUCUCGGCCUUUUUGGAGGUCUAGAAUCGAUCGCGCUUCUGUACAUAACUCGAGAAAAGCUAGAUUGGUUUGUAACUUAAGCUAAAACAAUUAAAUCGUUUGUAUUAAUCUAGCACUAGAACAUAGAUUCCAUUAUAUUCGCUUAUUAACAAGU